Messenger RNA from Diutina rugosa, 1485 nucleotides. Its product is annotated as Ran guanyl-nucleotide exchange factor. The transcript has a single exon. Bases 1 to 1485 code for a protein of 494 amino acids. Gene Ontology annotation, molecular function: guanyl-nucleotide exchange factor activity. Gene Ontology annotation, cellular component: cytoplasm. NCBI's taxonomy places the organism in Eukaryota, Fungi, Ascomycota, Pichiomycetes, Serinales, Debaryomycetaceae. The record is from RefSeq and is a predicted model, not a curated record.
AUGGCUCCCACCAAAACCAGUAAGCGGGGCGCCCUGAGAGGCGCCUCCCCUGCUCCCAAGCGAGCGAGACAAGUCCACGUCUCGGCGCUGGCGUUGCUUCACCUGAAAGGCCGUUUGCCCGACGUCAACACCAUCCCCAAGCCGAAAACUGAGCCGCUCGAUAUCUUCGUGUGGGGGUCCGGGGCGAUGUGUGAGUUGGGUUUGGGCCCCGAAGCCAAGACCAAGGAAGUGAAACGACCAAGAAGAAACCCGCUUUUGAACGACGGCGCCCUCGGUGAGGGGGUUCACGUCGUCGACUUUGCCGCCGGGGGUAUGCACACUUUGGUGCUUGAUUCCAACAAUAACUUGUGGUCAUGGGGCACCAACGACUACGGCGUGCUUGGUCGGGACACUAGUGGUGCUGAAGUGCUUAAAACUAUUGAUGGCGACGACUCUGACGACGAAGACGCCUCAUUAAACCCUAAGGAAUCGACCCCGGGGAAAGUUGAAGGGCUCCCUAAAGGGAUCGCCAUUGUCGGGUUGGCGGCCACCGAUAACCUCAGUGCCGUCAUCCUCGACAAUGGCGACGUGUGGGCGUGGGGCGGCUUCCGCAACAACGAAGGGGUGCUUGGCUUUUUACGCCUGGACAAGUUGGAGCGGACCCCGCGCAAAAUCAACGAAUUGACGAACAUCUGCCAAUUGGCUGCCGGUAAAGAUCACUUGUUGGCCGUCGACACCAAGGGGGUGGUGUUUGCCUGGGGUAACGGCCAGCAGAACCAGCUUGGCCGCAAGGUGAUGCCGCGCCACGUGUUGAGAACGCUUGAACCGCAGCCGUUUGGCCUCUACAACAUCAAGUACAUUGCUCUGGGCGACUUCCACUGCUUUGCCGUCGACCACGACGACCACGUUUACGCGUGGGGGCUCAACCAGUACGGCCAGUGCGGCGUCGACGUCGCCGAAGGCGGGCUCAGAGACGGCGACAUGCUCCCCCACCCCACGUUAAUCAACCGCCUCACCAACAAGGGCGUGUCCCAAAUUGCCGGCGGCGAACACCACACCAUCUUCUUGACGGAACUGGGCGACGUCUACACCAGUGGCCGUGUCGACAUGAAGGAAGUGGGCAUUGCCGAAGACAAGUACCCUGAAUACGCUUACAAAGACGACCACGGCCGCGUGCGGGCCAUCCCCAUGCCCACUAAGGUCCAGGUGGGCAAGCAGACGUCGUUCAAGUGCAAGGCCAUCGGUGCCGGAUCUCACCAGUCGUACGCCGUUACUGAAGACGGUAUGGUCUACGCGUGGGGGUUUGCCGACACCUACGCUCUCGGCUUGGGUAACUUAGAUGACGAUAUCGAAGUGCCCACUCGCAUUCACAACACCGCCACCAAGGAUGAAGAUAUCGUCAAGGUCGAUGGUGGCGGGCAAUUUGCCAUUUCUGGCGGGGUCAAGUUGGCGGAAAAGGCUGCCGAAGACCGCUUAGAGAAAUACGAAGACGAUGACGACGAGUGA